Molecule: messenger RNA, 3280 nt
Organism: Rosa rugosa (rugosa rose)
Lineage: Eukaryota; Viridiplantae; Streptophyta; Magnoliopsida; Rosales; Rosaceae
Product: rust resistance kinase Lr10-like
Exons: 6
Coding region: 2012-3241 (409 amino acids)
Biological process (GO): protein phosphorylation
Molecular function (GO): ATP binding; protein kinase activity
Source: RefSeq, a predicted model, not a curated record
GAAAUUUUUUAACUGCUCAUCAUUCUUAGUCCGGAUGGCAUCAAUGUUUAGUUUUACUGUUUAGAUUUGUUCUGUUUGCUUUUGUUACUCUAUAAUUUGUUUUCAUCUAAAAGUUCCAGUAUGUAUGAAAAUGGUUUCUGGAAUUGAGUCAACAGGCUACAACUCUAUUUAUUGCUUAUAUGCUUCCAGUUGCUUCAACCAUCCGUUGAGGGUUUUUCUACUUGAGAAUAAAACAAAUUAACCUUCUUUGUUUUCUUAGAGCUUGCAUUCAUUAGGCUCACAAUAAACGGGGUUUGUUUAUUGAGUUUCUUUUGUUGCUGAUUCACGAAGGUUUCUAUUGAGGGUUAUAUGCCAGCUUGAUUGGAUAUAUAGCCCAUUGACCUGGAUUGCCUUUAGUUAAUUAUAUAUUGUUGCACAUUACUACUGCUCAUAAAUAGGAUUCUCGAUAACAUCCGCAGAUUUGGUAAUCAUAAUUAAGUCUUGAUUCGUGUAUCUUUUGUCAAUUGAAGAGCUUGUUGUAUGUUUCCAAUAGUGCUAUAAACUUUGCUACUUGAGGAUGUGCUUGGUUCCUCCAGUUGUUACUGACUUCCCUAAGUCAAUAAGGAAUAUGGGUUCCUGCUCUUUCUAGCAGGAGUAUGUUGUACUUUGAUCCAAGAGAGCUCUCAAAAGUCAGUGGGAAUGGGACAAAGCGAGAAGCAUUCAUUUAAUUUGGUGAACUUAGAAAAGACACUGUCAAGAAUUGUCCCGAAACAUUCUUUAUUUAUUUCAAGUUAUGGGAGUAGGCGUAUUAUUUUCUUUAAAUUUCUGCUCUUCCAACCACUGUGGAAAAGAUUUGCUCGAGAGGAUUGAAGAAAUUAUAACAGAGAUGGGAUAUAGUGUCUAGAAGAAAAAUGGAAGGCAAUUGGUUCUUUCCCAAAGCAGUAGCCAAAGAAGAGGAAAAUCAGACACUUUAAGGAAACUUUAGAAGCUGAGAUUAAGAUGCUCAGGAAGAAGCUGACCUUUAAAGCAACUCCAAUGCCUAACGCUGAUCCUCUUUCUAAUAUCUCUAGGUAGUUGUUCAAGUCUGUAGCACCUGUUGAGUUUAAGGGUCUGUAGAUUCUGCAGAUUGCUGAGAGAAGCAGGGAGUGCUGUCACACUAACAUUAGCAGAGAGGUCAAGGUACCUAAGAUGGGUCAACUUGCCUAAGCUCAUCAAUUCUUAGGUUAUGCAGAUCUAACACACGCAAGCACCUCAAGUUUGAAAUGAUUGUAUUGUGACGAUACUUGAUCCUAAAGUGGUAAUGCUGAUUUCAAUUUCACAUUGGUUAACUUUUUGUCAAAUCAAUUUUAUGGACCAUUUGAUUGUUCUUUUUCUUCAAGCAGUGAACAACAUUUCCCAAGAAUAGAACCAUUGUAUGCAUAUACCCUUAGCUCUGUGCCAUACAUUAGUUUUCUGCAUGCCUUUUGUUAGCAUUAUGGCCAGUCUCUUGAUCUUGACAAGUUACUGCUAUCAGAUUCCCUUUUAGCCUCAAAGGUAGCCACCCAGAAAAUUGUGGGUAUCCUGGGUUUCUUGUAUCCUGCAAUGAAAAGUGGGAAACCAUUCUUGAGCUGCCAAUCCCAGUUAAAUUCCCAAUCAAAACCAUAGACUACAAGAAUCAGAAAAUCCAGAUAUAUGACCCAGAAAAUUGCUUGUUGGUGAAGCUAUUGAAAGUCCACUACAUGUCAAUCUCUCCCUUCCAGUACUCAGAAAACUAAUUGACUGAUAUUACCUUAUUCAAUUGUUCUUCAGCUACUGAAACGGAAUCGACGUACAAUAUAGAUCCAGUCCCGUGCUUCAGUGGCCCUGCUACCUAAUUUAUUCAUCUUAUUCCGGGUAUUCCAUUGGGAACUUUCCCCUUGUGUCUUGUACAAAGAUGUAUAAUAGUUCAUCAGUUCCAUACAGGUGGCAUGAUCCUCAAAAUCUAUAUUUGAAAUGGGGGGAACCAUAGGACUACUAUGGGAAGCAUACGGCAACAAAUGUGGAUUGAAGAACAAUGGCACCAAAAGUACCGAAAUUGAAUGUCUUCAAUUCUUCAUUGGAAAGAGGUUCACAGAAAAAGUUAGUCGCAACAGGUGCAUCCCUGGGUUCAUUUGUUCUCGUACUACUUGUCGCUGCAGUUUAUCGUGUCUACAGUUCUGACAGGAAAGAAAAAGAGAAUCAAUUAAAGCUUGAAGUAUUUUUAGAGGAUUACAGAGCACUCAAACCAAGCAGAUAUUCUUAUGCAGAUAUUAAGAGGAUUACAAAUCAAUUCAAGGAAAAAUUAGGACAAGGAGCCUAUGGGACUGUUUUUAAGGGAAAACUUUCUGCUGAAUGUUUUGUUGCGGUGAAAGUCCUCAAUAAUACCAAGGGGAAUGGGGAAGAGUUUGUAAAUGAAGUAGGAACAAUGGGACAUAUCCACCAUGUCAAUGUGGUUCGAUUGUUUGGAUUCUGCGCGGAUAGAUUUAGACGAGCUCUUGUUUAUGACUUCUUACCUAAUGGUUCACUACAAGAUUUCUUAUCAUCAGCAGACAAUAAUAAUUCUUUCCUGGGUUGGGGUAAGUUGCAAGUUAUUUCUCUUGGAAUAGCAAAAGGAAUUGAAUAUCUGCACCAAGGAUGCAAUCAACGGAUCCUACAUUUUGAUAUCAAACCCCAUAAUGUUUUGCUAGACCAUAACUUCAACACAAAGAUUUCUGAUUUUGGUUUGGCCAAGUUAUGUUCCAAGGAUCAAAGUAUAGUGUCAAUGACUACUGCCAGGGGAACGAUGGGGUACAUUGCACCGGAAGUGUUCUCCAGGAACUUCGGAAAUGUGUCCUAUAAGUCAGAUGUCUAUAGCUAUGGAAUGGUACUGCUUGAGAUUGUAGGAAGGAGAAAGAACAUUGGUUCAACCACAGAGAACACCAAUGAAGUUUACUACCCAGAAUGGAUCUAUAAUCUUUUAGAAGAAAAAGAUGACCUACCUAUCAAUGUUGGGAAAGAAAGAGAUGCUAAAAUUUCAAAGAGACUUGCGAUUGUAGGUCUCUGGUGCAUUCAAUGGCACCCUGCAGAUCGUCCUUCUAUGCAAGGGGUGAUUCAGAUGUUGGAAGAAGGAGAAAACUUAACCAUGCCUCCAAAUCCUUUUGCCUCUCAGGGUCCAGCAGGUAUUUGUUACACCUUCAAGAAAUGUAAAUCUCCAACUAGAAGUAAUUCCCGAGUCAGAAUAGUAAUAUCUAUGUUUGGAGACUAUAUACAUACAUAUGUAUGUUAAGUAGUCAAUUGAGUUACCUGUGCAUGAGUCCCAUAGAAA